Molecule: messenger RNA, 1272 nt
Organism: Nelumbo nucifera (sacred lotus)
Lineage: Eukaryota; Viridiplantae; Streptophyta; Magnoliopsida; Proteales; Nelumbonaceae
Product: mitochondrial outer membrane protein porin of 36 kDa-like
Biological process (GO): monoatomic anion transmembrane transport
Cellular component (GO): mitochondrial outer membrane
Molecular function (GO): voltage-gated monoatomic anion channel activity
Source: RefSeq, a predicted model, not a curated record
CGAACUUAGGGUUUUCCUUUUAAUUUUCCCUUCCACUGUCUCUGUCUGUCUCGACCGAGAGGUUUCUCUGCAGCUCUGCUUUCUCCGUCUCUCUUCCUAUCUUAUUAUUCUGGUAUUCUUUUUCCCCUUAAUCGCAGAAAACAUGGUGAAGGGUCCUGGUCUCUAUUCCGACAUCGGCAAAAAGGCCAGAGAUCUUCUUUACAAGGAUUACCAGAGCGACCACAAGUUCACACUUACUACCUAUACUUCCACUGGAGUUGCUGUUACUUCAACGGGAAUAAAGAAAGGAGAGCUGUUUUUGGCUGAUAUCAAUACUCAGCUGAAGAACAAGAAUAUCACGACUGACAUCAAAGUGGACACCAACUCCAAUGUCUUUACAACUAUCACUGUUGAUGAACCUGCACCCGGACUAAAGACUAUAUUGAGCUUUAAAGUCCCUGAUCAAAGAUCUGGCAAGGCAGAGCUCCAGUACUUGCAUGACUACGCAGGUAUCAGUGCUAGCAUUGGAUUAACUGCAAAUCCUAUAGUUAACUUCUCGGGUGUGGUUGGAACAAGUGCUGCCUCCGUUGGGACUGAUCUUUCCUUUGACACUGCAAGUGGGAACUUUACGAAAUUCAAUGCUGGUGCUAGCUUAUCCAAUGCUGAUCUCAUUGCUUCUUUGACCUUGAACGACAAGGGUGAUACCCUGACUGCUUCCUAUUACCACAUCGUGAGCCCCUUGACCCACACGGCAGUUGGUGCAGAGCUGACUCGUACAUUCUCUAGCAAUGACAACACCCUCACCUUUGGUACUCAGCAUGCAUUGGAUCCCUUGACCACCGUUAAGGCUCGGCUGAACAACUAUGGAAAGGCUAGUGCACUCAUCCAGCAUGAGUGGCGGCCCAAGUCACUUUUAACCAUAUCCGGAGAAGUGGACACACGAGCCAUUGAGAAGAGUGCAAAGGUUGGAUUGGCUUUGGCUCUCAAGCCCUAAAUGAAUCAACUGUUUUUUUGCUUCUCGAGGUCGAGGGGAAGAAGGGCUCCCUCCCCACCUUGGUGGAACGCAAUAAGUUAGGUAGGAACAGAACAAAGUGGGUCUGUUUUUCAUCUACUGACUUUUAUUCUAUUCCAUGGUUUUACUCGGCUUCCUUCUUACUUGGUGGUGUUGUGGGUUGUAAAAAUAAUUCUAGCCAGUGGCAUGAACUGCAUAAUCUUCAUUCACGUUCCAUCUUCCCAUGUUUCUUUUUGGAAGAAUACAUACUUGCGCGUUAGCAGGUAGUUUACUUUCGAAAA